AAAACCCUCCACUCAUCCAAAACACACUGCAAAGCGAUGGUUGAAAUGACCACAUGGGCUCACACCUUAAGGGCAGUGGAGUUGGUUGCAAUGCUAAUGCGCCAUCCCUGCCCAAUAGCAUCAGCAUCGCCUAAAGCUCGACUCUUCUCCACCCGCUCCGUUAUCCUGCGCCCACCACCAGUCUCCGCCAUGACCACCAUGAUGAACACCGAAGACCACCACAGCUCUGCUCCCACCCACCUCGACACCAUAUUUAGGAUGAAACGAACCCUCCGGUCCAGAGUGAAGAAAGAGCUCAAGGCCAUGGACCCCACCAUUAGAUCCCUAGAAGACAACGCAAUACAAAAUAUCGUGUUGGAAGCUCCAUGGUUUAAGUCACGUAAGAGAUUAUGCGCUUAUAUAAGCUGCAGUGCUUUACGAGAAGUUGAUACAUCAAAAGUGCUGUCAGAAAUUCUGCAGAAUUCAGCCAAAGAUGGUUACUCACAGAUGGGAAAAAAGCUUUAUGUGCCACGGGUGGAGGACAAAAAUUGCCAUAUGCGAAUGCUCAAUAUCUCAAGUAUGGACGAUUUAAUUGCAAAUUCAAUGAACAUAUUAGAACCAGCUCCCAUUGAUGCUAAUGGAAAUGAACGUGAAGAUGUUAUGCUAGCAAAUGAACCAGUUGACUUGUUCCUAUUGCCUGGACUCGCAUUUGACAAAUGCGGAAGGCGAUUGGGCCGUGGUGGAGGUUAUUAUGAUACAUUCUUGGCAAGAUACCAACAGCUUGCAGAGGAGAGGAAGUGGAAACAACCUCUUCUAAUUGCGCUAUCAUAUUCUCCACAGAUAAUGGAUGAGGGAGCUAUACCAGUCACUCCAACUGAUGUUCCUGUGGACGCUCUUGUAACCCCCUCUGGUGUGCUCCCCAUUAGCGCAGCUGCCUUAGAGAGGUGUUGCUGAGGAACUCGCUCUUGUAUUUGCCCUCUGGUGUGAUCCCGACAAACUAAGCUGCUCCAGAGAGUGUAACUGAGAAAUUCUCUUCAUUCUACUGUUAUACACAUGAUUUUCAUUCAAUCCAUGAAGCAAUUAUACCAUAGAGCAAGCCUUUUUCAACAUUCGGUUCCCCCAUCUAUUGCAAUCUGCUUAACUGACAAGCUGUUAAGAGGACUUUCUGGUUUUUCAUAUAGUGCUACAAAAGGAAGAGGCUAAACUUCUACUGUUGAGUGGUCGAGAAACUAGGUUCGCAAACUUUGGCAUGAGACACAGUUCAAUGUGAUUACUGAUUCUGAUCGUUUGUAUUUUAUUUGAAUGGAAGUGAUAAGACUUCAAAAAUUGUUCAAACUUGUUUAGCUGACAGAGCGUCAAGGCAACCAAUGGAUCUUACCACACCAAAGAUUGUUUUCAGUCAUCCAGUUAGCAUGUUCUCUCUGUAUGAUUAACAGUCACAGAUUUUCUAUUACUAUUUCGAUG
Molecule: messenger RNA, 1443 nt
Organism: Ilex paraguariensis (yerba mate)
Lineage: Eukaryota; Viridiplantae; Streptophyta; Magnoliopsida; Aquifoliales; Aquifoliaceae
Source: the annotation of a GenBank genome assembly